UUAGUGUCGUAUAUUACAUGUAGUACUGUCAAUGCGGUGUGAAGAGGGAUUUAUUGGGUAUAUGGGAAAAAUUUCCUAUAUAUAAAAUAUUAUUUUAUACACGAAGGGUGAAGGAAAAACCAACAAAUGCGUACAAGGCGCGUACAAUUUAUUCUCCACACUUUGCAAUUCAAUUCGUUUCGUGUUAUCAAAUAUUCCGUGGUGAUUGCACGUUUUAUGAGCAAAAUUGGUGGAAGGAGCGAAACUAAUUGGACAUUAUUGUUGAUUAGAGGUCUUAAUUUCCUGUAUUGCAUGUAACCUUUUGCUAAAAAGCAAUGCAAAAGGUGAAGUACAUACAUAUAUAAUUCAAAAUUAGACAGGUAGCAAUUAUUGAUGAUUUUAAUGAAUAAAUUCUUGCGCAUAUAUCUUUCCAAUUUUAUAAAUUUUAAACCUUUGUUGGAUUCGAUACGUCUAACUUUUUUCUCUCAAAAAGAAAAUGUUUUUCUAACUUUCUUGCGCUGAACUUGAAGUAAUUGAACUAGAUUAAACAGCUAAAAUGGACACAAUGACCAGAAAAAUCCUUCAAGGGUUAAACAAGAAUACAUUUCUUGUGGGAUUAAUACGGAAUUUUCACGCAAUUUUCACAAAAUGUCAGAAUUAAUGUAGCAAAUAUUUAUUUCAUUUUAUAGUUCCUUCGUCAAUAUUGGAUUAAAAAACUAAAAUUGCCAUAAAAUAUUAUCUCUUACGACCUGUGAAAUUGAAAUCUUGUUUUAUGGAAUUUAAAGUGUAGGAGACAUUAAUUAGAUUUGAGAAGAUAAUUUCAGCGUAUAAAGGAAUUUUCAUUUGGUUUUGCGGUCAUUUAGAUGAGAGAAUUUACUGCUCUAAUUUGCAAGUCAUUGCUCUAUCAUCCAGUUUUAUUGUGAGAUGGCAUUUUGCUGAAAGGUAAAAUAAUUAUUUCUCAAUCACAGCAAAUAAAUUAUUGGGCUCCUCGGCACUUGCGGAAAACGCACUUGCGGACUUGGCUGAUUUUACGACACUUGCGGACAGAGAAGGCUACCUGGGUACGAAAGGGAUUUACCCUAGACAUAUGCGGACUUCGGAGGGUAGGUAGAAUUUUGAGCAUCGACAAAUUUGCCACUUGCGAACAGUAUGCGGCCAGCAAAAGGGGCCUUCUGUAUGUGUGUGAUCCGAAGGCGCAGUGUGGGUUGUGAAAACUGAUGUGUCCCAACCCAAUCUAUAUAAACGCAUGUAAUUGCAUUCAAUAAACCAGUCUACUCUCAACCCUCGAAUAGUUCAUAUACUUUAUUGGCGACGAGCGGAGCAAAUAACGGCAGAGUGAAAAAAUUGAAAGUGUGGCCGACCGCGUGUGCAUGAGAAAAAAAAGUGAAUUUCCACGAAAAAAGGCAAGAAAAUGCCAAGAAUGGAAGCGGAACAAGCUGGAGAAGCUUCAGGAAGUGGCACGGGAUCAGCCAGGACCCUCACAGAGGGAGUGCAAGGACAUAGUAGCUCAUUUGGCUCAAUUGAACCAUACAUUCACGACGAGGGAGACGAUUUUGAGGAAUAUCUCGAAAGGAUGGAGAGUUUCUUGGACACGAAUAGAAUCACGGACAGCGUAAGGAAGAGAGAUGUGUUCAUCACUUUCGCCGGAAAGGAGAUUUACAAGGCUCUGAAAGCCGCAAUUCAGCCAAGGAAGGUGAGGGAACUCACAUAUAAGGAAAUGACUCAGGUGUUAACCAACAAAUAUGCGAGAAAGAAGAGUCGAAUUGGGCAGAGAUUCAAGUUCCACAAUAGAGUCCAAGCAGAAGGAGAAUCCAUCGAAGAUUUCGCUCAAGAUUUGCAGUUUUUGGCACAGUCUUGUGAGUACGGAAAUGCUCUUGAUGAAUCGCUGCGGGAUAGAUUUGUCUGUGGUCUCAGAAAUACACGGAUUCAGACCAAACUGAUCGAUGACGAUCAAGCCACUUUCGACCAGGUGUUAAGGACGGCACUGAACAUGGAACUCACAGAGGAGAGUGUGAAAAUGAUACAUCCGUUAAAAACGGAAAACAUCGCGAAAAUUGCCCAUGUGAAGCAGAAAGCGCCAUCCAAGCAGAGAAAAGGAGGAACACCAUACAUCAAGUGCUACAAUUGCAACAAGUGGGGAUCCCACGUGGCAGCAGAAUGCAAAGUGAAGAAGAAAUCAUCAAGGAAGGAAUUUUCGAGAAGGGAAUCGUCAAAGAAGGAAGCCAAGAAGAAGCACGAAGUGAAAAAUCUACAGUACAUCGCCAGCGACAGCUCCGACAGCUCAGAAGGAUACCGCAUAGAUAGAGCUGUCCACUCAUUGCGAUUAGGAUCAAUUCUUAAGGAAGGAAAAUUGCGCAACCAUACACCAAAUGAGGUGGAGCGAGAGGGCUCGGUAAGUGAUCCAGUUUAUAUUGAGGUAAGUAUGGGUAAGUAUAAAAUCAAAAUGGAAAUUGAUUGCGGUGCUCAUACAUCAGUAAUGCAUGUAGAUGAUUAUAAAAAAUAUUUCAGCGAGUUCCCAUUGCGAAAGUGUGCGUUAACUUUAUCAGUAGUUACGGGAGAUGAUAUUGCUAUUGUUGGGCAAAUUAAAGGGGAAAUAAAAAUUAAAUUUGGCUCAGGGAGAAAGCAAAAAUUCGAAAAAAUGAGAAUUGUGAUAAUCAGUUGUGCGCAUCGUUUUAUACCACUCUGUGGGCGCGAUUGGAUUAGUAGAAUUUACCCACAGUGGAGAAAUACAUUCAAGUGCAAUGCGAUUAAAGAGAAAGAGAAUAAGAGUGAGGAAAAGAGAAAUACGAAAAUUCUUGCAAAUGUUCUUGAGGAAUAUAAAGAUGUCUUUGAUGUUUCGGACAACAGCCCGGUGAAGCAUUUUAAAGUUGAUAUUGUGCUGAAAGAAGACGCGAAACCCAUUUUUCACAAACCUUACACAGUACCUUUUGGUAUACGCGAUGAAGUGGAAAGGGAAGUAAAUAGGUUGGUGGAAAAUGGUAUUUUAAAACCAGUACAAUAUUCCCGUUGGGCUUCACCCAUUGUGGUAGCCAAGAAAAAAAAUGGCAAAAUAAGAUUAUGUGUGGAUUGUAAAGUUACAGUGAAUAAAUGCAUAGAAGUAGCUCAUUACCCUUUGCCAAGGACGGAUGAAUGUUUCUUGAAUUUGGCAAAUUGCUCGGUUUUUUGUGUGGUAGACCUAGCAGGGGCUUACCAGCAAUUAGAAGUUGCAGCAGAUUCACAAGAACUUUUGACUAUAAAUACCCACAAGGGAUUAUUCCGAUUUUCACGAUUAAUUUUCGGAUUAAGUUCAAGUCCAGCGAUUUUUCAAUCCAUAAUGGAUCAAAUUUUGUCCGGAAUUCCUCAAAUCUCUUGCUUUAUUGAUGAUAUUUUAAUUGGCGGGAAAAAUGUAGAAGAUUGCGAGAAAAUUUUAAGAAAAGUACUUUCGAGGUUGAGGAAAUUUAACGUAAAAGCAAAUAGAGAAAAGUGCGUUUUCUUUAGAAAUUCCGUUGAGUAUUUGGGACAUUUAUUGUCCAAGGACGGCAUAAGGCCAUUGCUGGACAAACUCGAAACAAUUAAAUUAGCGGAAAGACCCCAAAAUGUGACUCAAUUAAAAUCAUACAUUGGCUUGUUGACUUAUUAUGGUAAGUUUAUAAAGAAUCUUGCAGAGAAAUUAUCGCCGCUGUACCAUCUUUUACAAAAAGAAGUUCCUUUUGAAUGGACUGAUUUGCAUCAAAAAACGUUCGAAGAAAGCAAACUUUGGCUGCAAAAAGAUAAUUUCCUGAUUCACUAUCAAAGUGAUUUGCCACUGACGAUCAGCGUAGACGCAUCGGCAACAGGAGUAGGCGCAGUGCUAUCGCACAUAGUAAAUGGGGUAGAACGACCUAUAUAUUUUGCUUCCUCAACGCUGUCAAAAGCGGAAAGAGGAUACUCGAAUUGUGAGAGAGAAGCUCUCAGUUUAGUAUUUGCGGUCAGAAAGUUCCAUAAGUACAUUUAUGGGAGAAAAGUCCAGGUCUUUACAGAUCAUGCGAGUUUAAAGGAAAUAUUCGGCAACAUAAAACGAAGUAGUGCAGUUGCUACGGCAAGAUUAGCCAGAUGGGCGAUACAGUUGGGCAUGUAUGACCUCAAUAUACAAUACAGAAAAGGUACACAAAACGGCAAUGCGGAUUUUCUCUCAAGAUUCCCUAUAAACAAACCUACGGGAAUUAAAGAAAUCAAAAUUAAUUUUUUAGAUAUAAUUGGAGUCAUUCCGUUAACAGAGCAUGAGUUGAUUAAAGAAACUGCGAAAGAUAAAGUUUUACAAGAAUUGAAAAAGUUGAUUAAAACAAGAUAUCCUAAAGAUCAUGAAGUUCAAAAUAAUGCAUUAAAACCUUAUUUACGAUUCAAGGCGGAUUUAACGAUUAACAAUGAGUUGAUUUAUCUGGGAAAUCGGGUAAUAAUUCCAGAAAGUAUGCGCGAGAAUGUUUUGAAGUUAAUUCACGGCGGGCAUGAGGGAAUCGUAAGAGUCAAAAUGUUGGCCAGGUCAUGCUGCUGGUGGCCUCGAAUUGAUUCCGAUUUAGAAACAAUGAUCGCAAGUUGUGAAAUUUGUCAGAAACAUUCAUCCAAACCAGCAAAAAUAUCUUUAACGCCUUGGAAAAAAUCAGAAGGUCCAUGGGAAAGAAUCCAUAUUGACUUUAUGCAUUUCGGGGGUAAAACGAUCUUAAUUGUAGUUGACAGUUAUUCCAAGUACAUGGAUUUAUACUUGAUGACCAAUUCUAACGCGGAGGACGUUAUUUCGAAACUGAGAAAUUUGUUUUCUACUUGGGGUUUACCACGAGUAUUAGUUUCGGAUAACGGACCACCAUUUUUCUCAAGAAAAUUUCAAAAAUUUUUAGAAGUAAAUGGUAUUAAGUAUGUAUCCACACCACCCUAUCAUCCGAGUUCUAAUGGGUACAAUCAUUGUCCGACUACGACGACGAAGUGCUCACCCAGUAGUUUUCUACUAAGCUACACACCCAGAUCAUCGGUUACGAUUGUUGAUGACGACACUAGCACGAACACGGACGAAUCUCAGAAGGUAUCUGGCAAGGAGCCAGUAAAGAGGAAGGACAAGUCAGAAUCCUCCAAGGAGGAAGGAUCAAAGCUUGUAAAAGGGGGAGAAGCAGUACGCAUGAAGCGUAAAGAAAAGGAAACACUUGAAGUGGGACAAAAGGUUUAUUAUUGUUCACCGUUUGGAUGGAGAAUAGGCACAAUUGCCAAGCGUUUGUCUAAAGUGGUUUAUAUAAUCACUAUAAAUGGAAAUCGAAUUAAGGUACACCGCGACCAACUGAAGAAGUACACUCCGAACAUUAAAUCUGGCGAAUCUUCACCAAAUCCUGUAGAAAGAUCAUCGACUACAAGUUCGACACCCUGUUCAACAGGAACCGCAUCACGAAGUCCGAGGAACUCAACAGACGAUGAUGUUUUCUAUAGUCCAGCGGCAUUGUCACACCCAACACCGAGAUUGAUAGAGACACCACGCCGAAGCGGCAGGUUAUUGUCAAGACCGCGAAUCAAUUAUAAAGUGUAAAUUAACUUUUUAAAAAAUUGUAAUAAUUUUUGAAUAAGCGAGGGGAAGUGAUGUGUCCCAACCCAAUCUAUAUAAACGCAUGUAAUUGCAUUCAAUAAACCAGUCUACUCUCAACCCUCGAAUAGUUCAUAUACUUUAAAAACUUUAAAAAUUAGCUAAUCGUUCAUUAAUUCAAAAUUCUUCAAAACGAUUUUUCUUUUACGAUUUUUAGCUCUCCAUGCCCCAGAUAAAAAACUCAAUAGUUGGUUGAAAACUCCAUAGUUAAAAAACUCCAUAUUUAUAAAAACUCAAUAGUUAUAAAAACUCAAUAGUUAAAAAACUCCAUAGUUAAAAAACUCCAUAGUUAAAAAACUCAAUAGUUAUAAAAACUCCAUAGUUGAAAAACUCAAUAGUUAUAAGAACUCAAUAGUUAUAAGAACUCCAUAGUUAAGAAACUCAAUAGUUAUAAAAACUCCAUAGUUGAAAAAUUCCACAGUUAAAAAAACUCAAGUUGGUUGAAAACUCCAUAUUUAAAAAACUCAAUAGUUAUAAAAACUCCUCUGUGGAGUUUUCUCGCAACUGUGUACUUUUUGAUAUAAUCCACCUAACACAGAAUAUCUUUGAAGUUUUCCUACAAAUGAUGAGUAUGCUUGACCAACAUAAAGCUGGACGGCCUACAGGCCAAAAAAGCAGUUCUACUACGCAAAUAUGUGACUUAAAAUGUGCUAUUAAGCACAAUUUGAACCCGAACUUAGGGAAUCGAAUUUUACGACGAUUUGAGACUCCCUUUUUCUUAAAAAAUCGUUCUAAAUUUGAAACCAAGUUUAAAAACUUCAAACAAAUAUAUUUAGGUACGUCUAUAAUACGCGAAAUGUUUAAAAGCUAUAGUUUUUUGCCUAAAAAGUAAUAUUUGUGCAUCAAAAAUAUAGACGAAUCUACCGAAUCUUAACAAAUAAACCGAAUAUUGGCGAAUCAAUCGAAUCUAGGCGAAUAAUCUGAAUCUUGGCGAAUCAUCCGAAUUUUUAGCGAAUAAUCCGAAGAUUUUCAUUCAGAUAAACACCCCUUGGGGCAGGGGCAUGGAGAGCUAAAAAUCGUAAAAGAAAAAUCGUUUUGAAGAAUUUUGAAUUAAUGAACGAUUAGCUAAUUUUUAAAGUUUUCACAACCCACACUGCGCCUUCGGAUCACACACAUACAGAAGGCCCCUUUUGCUGGCCGCAUACUGUUCGCAAGUGGCAAAUUUGUCGAUGCUCAAAAUUCUACCUACCCUCCGAAGUCCGCAUAUGUCUAGGGUAAAUCCCUUUCGUACCCAGGUAGCCUUCUCUGUCCGCAAGUGUCGUAAAAUCAGCCAAGUCCGCAAGUGCGUUUUCCGCAAGUGCCGAGGCACCAAAUUAUUGUUUUAUUGCGAUUAUAAUAUCAACUGAUGAUAAUUAAUUAUGAUUAAUGAAUUAAAAUUUAAUUAUCAAUCAAAUUAAUUGAGAUCUAUGCAACAAAAAUCAUUUGAACCUCUUAGCCAAAUAAUAAUGAAGAAUUGCUCAAGAGAGAGCCUCGGUGGUGUAGUGAGUUAAAACACAACACCACGCCAUUCCCGGCCGAGGUUGCGGGUUCGAUUCCCGCUGCGGCUUGCCGUUCUGGCCCGUGUUUCCUUCUUUCCUUCUUUCCUAUCUCUUCUACAAAAUUUAUCCUUCCCAAUUUUGAGGCAACUGUGCCUUUCUGAAAGUUCUGGAGUCUGAUUGAGCCAUAAUUGGCGAAAAAAUUCUGUGGCCUAACGGUCAUCUUCUGCACCACCUCGGUGCCAUCUGUCUGGGAAUGAGGAGCUGCUUCCCAAUGUGUCUGUGCUGGCUAAUGCCGAUCUGUGUCUACACUAACUGCCCCCAAAGGGAGGAUCUGAUCGAUUGAAGGAGUGGAGUGAUCAACGCGGAUGCCAUCACUGAUAAUGACGACAUCUGCAAUCUCCAGCACCAAACAAGUCAACGAACUUCGGUGCUGUGUAUAUCUUCCAGUAUAUCAAUUAUUGUAUCGAAUAGAAUUUGAUUGUAAUUAGGUAUAAUGGAAUGAAUAAAAUAAUUUGAAUUUGAAAA
This is a messenger RNA of Lutzomyia longipalpis, 7560 nucleotides long. RefSeq lists its product as uncharacterized. Bases 1391 to 5503 code for a protein of 1370 amino acids. Lineage: Eukaryota; Metazoa; Arthropoda; Insecta; Diptera; Psychodidae. The record is from RefSeq and is a predicted model, not a curated record. Gene Ontology annotation, biological process: DNA integration. The transcript is spliced from 2 exons. Gene Ontology annotation, molecular function: nucleic acid binding.